GAACAUGUUUUAGCAAAAGGACCCGAUGAGGCAGACCUUCCGUCCUUGUAGUAGGCUAUUUUCUCUUUGGAUGCUCUCUACUUUUAGGGUCACAAACGCUCAGCAGCUGGUAGGGAUGGAUUUUACCUUAAGCUUUGUUGUGUUAUCAUCUGACUCUAUUGGUUUGCUCUUUGCGCCGUUUUGGAGCCAGGCUUUGUGAGGUUAAUGUUGCUUAGACACGCUGCCGACAGGGAGAAAAGCAAGCAGGCGAGAAGGGGAACAGGUGAGCGUAACGUGGUGCCCCCUGGGUAAUGCAGUUUAUUUAGGAACCCAAGGAACCUGAGAUGGAAAGGGAAGAAAAUACAGACAACCUGGGAGAAGCGCUGGAAAAAGUCGCGGUAGGCCUACACCAGAGGCUUCACUGCGACCAACUUCAUGAGGUUAUCUGAUUACCCGUUGCUUGGCCAGCCUGAGUCCUUGACAGGUAUCGUCCUCUCCUCCUGGGCGAUCAGCACCCGCCUGGUCCGGUACACCUGGCCUGGUGGAUGCUACUCCUAAAGCCCCUGCUUUUUAAUCCAAAACCUACUUUUCCGGUGACCGUAGGCCAUAUAGGCCUAGUUUUUUUAGCACAAAAAUCUAAUAGACCUGAUCCGAUUUUCAAGCCAUAAAUAUAGGAAACACUGACCGCAUUUAAUUUUUAAUCUGUCCGAUGUGUGUAACCAGGAAGUUACUUGACUGAAUCAAAUAAUAAGCCUAUAGACCAAACCGAUUUUAAGGCAGGCCUAAUGAAUAUAGCCUAUGAGCUUGAACGUCAAUGUUUUUUUCCCCCUCAAUAAAAUAUUUUGUAAAAUGUCGCGUUAAAAAUCUUCACUUGCGUGAACAGAUAAACUCUUACAAGAAGCAGGAAGUAUAGGCUACUGUUGCCUUGGAUACAGAGAGACUGCGGAAGGCCUCAGAGACCAACGGGAAGAUUCUCAGGAAAGAUCUUUAAUGUUCCCGUUUGGAUACACACACAGUGAGUUAACGUUAACAAUGUGUGCUGCAAAUUGAGCCUCGUUUUUAUUUUCCCAAAAUACUUUGUUGUUGAAUUGUUCUAAAUGUUCAGGAUGGUAACUAAUAAUAGUAGGCUUAUCGUGUUGAAGAGAUUUUUAUUGUAUUUGACGUUUAUUUGCACUUCAAUACAAUAUUUUGUCCACACAUGUUUACUUAUUUUAAUUUGUUCUUUUAAUCCAUGAAGUUGGUGCUUCAUACUGUGACUGCAUUUGCAUUGUUUUCUUUUGUGUGUAACCUGCUUUUGGAGGCAUAAUUUAUUUUUGAGGACUGAAUAAUAAACAUAUAUAUAUGGUCUACAUAUGUACGGUUGUUUAGAUCUAUUUAUCUUUUGAAUUAAAAUUUUAAACACAUGAAUGUAAUAAACUGUAAGAUAGGCUGCUGCAAUGUUAUUUAAUGUUAAUAAUGUAAAUAAAGUAGACAAAGAAAUGGCAAUGCUAGGUUGAUGCUAUUCAGAUGUGUGUGUCAAACAAGUCUGGACACACCACUGAGUUAGAAAGAGCAGCACCUGCAUGGCAACCAUUGCCAUAGUCAAAUAAACUGCCAAAUAAUCUGUUUUCUACAGAGUUUGCAGACAGCAGAGUGCUGUGGUGUUUGAGGUAAAGGCCCAGCAGCUCUUACAGGCAGGAAACACUUACAUGUCUUGAUAACGUAAAGCGACUGUUUGGUGUGUUAUAGAUUGCAGCAUGCUGUGUGUGUGUUUGUGCAUGUGUGUGUGUGUGUGUGUUGAUGUGUGUGUGUUGAUGUGUGUAUACCAGUUUUGUGGCCAACAGAGACACUUCCUGUUUCUCAGGGCUUCUUCAGUUGCCCUGUUGUCAGCAGAGUUCAGUAUCACUCUGUCUGCUGAUAGGAACUGCUGCCACUUCAUUUUGUGUAUUUCAAACAGACUGGUGAGUUUGUUUUACUUUCUACACUUUUCUGGACUGAAAAGUACUUUUGAAUCUUUGUUUUUACUUGGUAUUUUACACUUGAUAAAACCUCUAGUAACUUUGUCCGCGUUCGACUGAAUGGAAAUCCGAGUACUUACAGAAAAAAAACCUGCUUUCAGUUCAGUUUCAUUUUAAAGACCGCAAAAUGAAACUGAAUUGCUCUUUGUUGUUGUCUUUCUUUUUAAUCAUCACAAUGUACAGUUUUAAGGGAACUUAGGUAUGAAGUACUUUGUUCUUUUACUGUACUAAAUUUCAGAGGGAAAAAUGUACUUUUCCCUCUGAACCACAUUUAUUUAACAGCUGUUGUUACUAGUUACUUUACAGGUUUAAGAAGCUAACACCAAACAUGCCAUUAUCUUGUAAAAUAUGAGAUGAAAAUGCCCAUAAAGUUGUUUAAAUUUGCACCAGCUCGACUAGCUGUGAUGUUAAAAUCCUACUUGUAUUUAUUGUAAUGCAGUAUUUUCAAAUUGUGGUAUUUUUUAAGGACUUCUUCCUCCACCAAGCAUUAUUAAGGUUUCAAAAAAGCAUUCAGCCCAUUCAUACCUAUAUCAAAAACAAAAAACUGCUUGAAGACACGUGUUAAAUAAAUCGUGAUCUUACAGAAGUUAAAGUGAAAUCUUUUAAAGUCUGAUGAUGUUCCUACCUGCAUGUGGAGGUAGUGUCUCAUUAUGCAUAAUACUUCCUCUCAACUUGAUUAAGGUUGAUUGUAAAACAAAUAUUCAAAAAUGUUUUCUGCAUGAUUCCCUUUUCACUUCAACUCUUAUCUUUAUAAAUAAAGUCACCUCUGCUGUAUGCUGAGGCCAUUAUCACAGGUCUGACCUAGAUUAGAUUUACUGUUAAAGUGUCACGCCGACAUUUUCACUUCCAACAAAACCAGCUGCAGUGUUUUUUUUAUCAGUGUUGAUUUUUUAGUUUCACAUGCCUCAAUUUCUUUUUUAUUUUGCAUCUGUUCCCCAUUUUCUCCCUCUAUCUAUAUUUUUUUUCAAUUUGUACAGCAUGUUCCUUUUAUUCAUCUUGUAAAACAUCACAAAUCACCUGAAGUGAAAAAUGAAGAUAGCUGCUUUCAAUGCAAAGAACCUGGGAAUGAAGAAAACCGCAGACCAGGCUGUCGUCAAAACCCUCACCAAGAUCAUGUCUCAGUACAGUGUGGUGGUGAUUCUGGAGGUGGUGGAUAAGAGCGGUAAGGCCAUGGAGAAGUUACUUCAAGACCUCAACAGCUCCAACCAAACCCGUCCCUACUCCAUGACCUCCAGCAGCCAGCUGGGACGAGACACCUACAAGGAGAAGUUUGUUUGUUUCUACAGAAAGGAUGAAGUGAAGCUGACAGAUUGUUACCAGUAUGAAGAUAAUCAAGUUGGAGAUGUGGACGCCUUUGCCAGAGAGCCCUUCGUUCUGCGCUUCAGCUGUCCAACUACAGUUGUGAAAGACCUGGUACUGAUCCCCGUACACACCAAGCCAGAGGACUCGUUGAAGGAGCUGGACGAGCUGCAUGACGUGGUCGAUGCUGUCAGGAAGAAGUGGGGAACUGAUAACAUAAUGAUUUUAGGGGACUUUAAUGCAGAUGGACGGUAUCUCUCCAAGAAGAAGAAGGAUACGAUCCGCAUCUGCUCCGCCCCUUACCAUUGGCUGAUAGCUGAUGAUGUCGACACAACGUCUAGUAACCUUAAUGACAACACCUACGACAGGAUCGUGGUGUAUGGACAGACCAUGCUGGACGGCGUCGUCCCCGGCUCUGCCAAGUCUUUCAACUUCCAGAAAGCGUUCAACCUGACUGAUGAGGAAACCCUCGGUGUGAGUGACCACUACCCUGUGGAGGUGGAGCUGAAGACCAACAAGAAACAGAAAGCACCAAGACAAAGGAAGACAGCUGUUCCCGCAAGGACAACAUCCACCAAAGGAAAAACUCAGAAGAAAGGACCACAGAAGAAGAACACUGAGCCAGCAGCACCACAGAAGAAAGAGAAGACAACAAAAGGGAACAGAGGACAGUCAUCAGACGCACCAACAAAGAGAAGACGUUUGAACAAAUGAAGAACAGACUUUAAAGGAUGUUGCAUCAAUCAGUAAUUUUAAAGAUGUCUUACUGUUUCAACAUUAUAAUGUGGAGGGUGUUGCAGCUUUGAUACCAGAAAGUACAAAAAACCUCCGAAAUAAAUCUACUGUGACACUUUGAUAAAAUAAAAAAGGUUUAAAGAUAUCUGCUUUAAAAGCAACCUAUAGUCAGAGAAUACAAAAUGACAAAGAAUCUGUACAUUCUUUGUCAGAAGUGUAAAUUAUAUUUUUUCUAGACAUUUGUAUUCAUGAUGAGCUUUUUGUCCAAUUGGCAAAAUGAAAUGUCUUAAUGUUUAAACAUGCAUAUUCUGUAAAUUAAUGUAAAAUGGAGACAUCCAGGUGGGCCCUGAUAGAAAUGGUCACCCUUCCAAAAUUCUCCUGAUCUGUAUGUUGAUGAGCAGUUGAAUGCGUUAUGAGAGAUUAGUUCUCCAGCUCCCGGAGUUUAAAGGAGGUUUAGAUCCUCCAAAUUUUCACCAUUACCGCUGAACCUGUAACAUCGCUAGACUCGUCUGUUGUAACACUUUUUUAUUGAACAUUCAUUCAGUGGUUGUUUGUGCUAUUCAUCUCAAACUUUGAUAAAAAGCUACCCAUAUUCUUAUUUAAAAGAGUUUGUUAUUUAGACAUCGACAACAUAAUCCCAGAAUGUGGGAUUACUGUUGCAGCGUGUUUCUGUUUCUCCAGUAACACACCAAGGUGUCUAUAAAAGACAAAUAAAAUAAGCAUACAUAAAAGAA
This is a messenger RNA of Micropterus salmoides (largemouth bass), 4744 nucleotides long. Its product is annotated as deoxyribonuclease-1-like. Lineage: Eukaryota; Metazoa; Chordata; Actinopteri; Centrarchiformes; Centrarchidae. The transcript is spliced from 10 exons. Gene Ontology annotation, biological process: DNA catabolic process. The record is from RefSeq and is a predicted model, not a curated record. Gene Ontology annotation, molecular function: DNA nuclease activity. Bases 3006 to 3989 code for a protein of 327 amino acids. Gene Ontology annotation, cellular component: nucleus.